AUGGCCGCCUAUCCCAAAUCACCUUCCGCUAAUUUGCACCAGGGCGUUGUCAACGGCAUCACCCAGAAGUGGGCCGAUAAUGCAAAAGGCAGGAUGGCCAUUAUGCAUUAUGCCACAAUGGGGAGGGGGGCGGGUCCAAUCUCUUUAAAAGCUGCGACCGAACACCUGAGCUAUAACUGUGUGACAAGACUCGGUAAAGACAGGGCCAGAAUAAUGGGUUCCUUCCAUGACAUAACCACGGACGCGGCAACUGGCCGGACACAAGAGGAUGACUUCCAUGUCACGAUCAAGGCGCGUCCUGGUGACUUGAGGGUUCAUAUCUACGUCCAGGGUAUGGGUAAUGAAUGGACCGAUGACAUUCGACGAUGUCAAAAUGAAAGGAGAAAGUGUUGA
Aspergillus glaucus CBS 516.65 is the source of this 393-nucleotide messenger RNA. RefSeq lists its product as uncharacterized. The transcript is spliced from 2 exons. NCBI's taxonomy places the organism in Eukaryota, Fungi, Ascomycota, Eurotiomycetes, Eurotiales, Aspergillaceae. The coding region runs from base 1 to 393 and encodes 130 amino acids. The record is from RefSeq and is a predicted model, not a curated record.